GGAGUCAAGGGCCCCCCCAAGAUGGCUGCCCCCAUCAAGAUCACAGAGUGGGUUUCUUCCUAGUCUAGUUUCUGGCUGAUGCCCCUUAUUUCCCUAGCACCACAACCUUCCUCCCGCUUUUUGCCAGGACGCCGCCUGCUGUUUUUUGUUUUUGUUUUGCAUAUGUGCCCAAUUAUCCGAGCUUCUCCUUCUCCUGUGCAUGCUCCAGAUCUUGCUUUAGAAGCCUCUCGUGAGCAUCCGAAGCAUGCACUGACAGGAUUUCCCCUGCUCAGAACCCUCAUAUCCUUUCUCUUCCCUUGCAGACCCCGCACCCUGCAAACCAGGUCCUGCUUUACGUAGCUGACCUGGCAAGCUUCUUGUGAAACUUCGUUAACACGUUGGCAAUAAAUAUCCGAAGAAGCGAGUUGUCCUGGGAUGUUGGGAGUGGUUAUCAUGGCUGCGGCUUCUGGAGUUAAAGCGCUCCUCUGCUUAAAACCUGGCGUUACUGUAUUCUUUUCUUUAAACUGAGAGGCAGGAAGAGUAUAACCUUAAAAAGCAAACAAACGCCAAACCAAUGGGCCAAAGCUAAGCUUCUUAGCGUGUUUCUAGAGGGCCAUGGGGAACAUGCUGUCCCCUAUGCCUGGGCUGCGCAGGGGGGCGCAUCGGAAGGAGCCGCUUGCUAACCCGGGCAGCUUCGAUGAGCUCCAUCGGAAAUGCAAAGAAGUCUUCCCUCAGCAGACAGAAGGAGUCAAGCUUAUCAUUAAUAAAUCCCUCACCAGCCAUUUUCAGGUGACCCAUACUAUUCACAUGAGCACAAUUGGCCAAUCAAGCUAUCAUCUCAAUGCAACGUAUGUGGGAGACCAGCAGUUGAGCCCCACAGAAGCCUUCCCGACACUCAUUGGAGACAUUAAUAAUGCUGGGAGCCUCAACGCUCAGGUGCUCCACCUACUAGCUGAGCGGAUACGGACAAAAGCUGUAUUCCAGACUCAGCAGUCCAAAUUCGUGACUUGGCAGUUUGAUACCGAGUACCGAGGAGAUGACUACACUGCCACCCUGACGCUGGGCAACCCUGACUUGAUCAGCGAGUCGAUCAUUGUCGUGGCACACUUCCUGCAAAGCAUCACUUCGCGGUUAGUUCUUGGCGGGGAAAUGGUGUACCACAGGCGGCCGGGUGAAGAGGGGGCCAUCGUCACACUUGCCGGGAAGUACACAGCCCUCAAAUGGAUAGCCACCCUGAACCUUGGCUAUGGCGGGGCUCACGCUAGCUAUUAUCACCGUGCCAAUGACCAGAUCCAGGUAGGGGUAGAAUUUGAGGCCAACACUCGGCUGCAAGACACGAGCUUUGCCUUUGGUUAUCAGCUCACGCUGCCACAGGCCAACAUGGUUUUCAGAGGUUUCCUGGACAGUAGCUGGUGUGUAGGGGCUGUCCUGGAGAAGAAGCUCCCCCCUCUGCCUGUCACCCUGGCCUUGGGCGCCUUCCUCAACCACUGGAAGAACCGGUUCCAUUGCGGCUUCAGCAUCAUUGUGGGCUGAGCACCCUGAAGAUCCAUCUCUCUCUCAACUGUGUGAGGCCGUUGGAUUUGAUUUUGCGAAGCUGCUUGGCCAGAGGGGACCCCCGUUCUGUCCGUGUGUCUGUGUGUUUUGUGUGGGCAGAGCGGGGCACUUCACCACAGACUUCUGCAGCGGGGCAGUGAUGAUUUGGGCCCCCCCAGCAUCCUCCCAGAGUGUCUGCAUCACAGUCCUGCCUUGAGGAGGUCCACGGAUUUUUAUUUUUAUAUUUUUUUGUCUCCAGAAGGACAUUUAAUGUUAUUGGUGUGGCAGGGAGGGUGAUGUGCUCUCCUCCGAAAACAUGACCAUGUAUUGUUUUCUUCCAGGUUGCGCAAGGCAUAUAUUCCGCGGCAGGUGUUGUGGUGUGGGUGAUGGGGCAGGGUGCUUGUGGAAGGACGGAUGCCUUCGUUUGCUGGGGCUUGGAGAAUGUCGAUCAUGGCAAUCCCUUGAGGAACUGGGAAUCGCCAUCACUACGUCGGUUCUGGUCCGAAGCUCUGAAUUUUGAAGAGGGUGGCAUGCCAGGGUGGGCUUGUGGGCAUCGUGUCACUCCCCAUGCCUGGGACUAUGAAAAGGGCAAGGGCUGUGGCUUCCAUGUAGUGAUGGCUUGGAAUAUAAUUAAAAUCAUGCUGGGGACAUCCCACCCCCCUCAAAAAUGUGUGUCUUGUUCGUGCUUAUUAGGGGGGAACUGCAGGAAAGUUUGCCUGUGAUGUGCUUUGCCCACCCAGUCGCCAGGCAGGAUAAAACUAAGGUAUUGCAUCUAAUAUGUUAGCUGUCUUCUAAAAAAGCAGGGUUUCCCAAACUUGGGUCUCCAGCUGUUUUUAGACUACUGGGUUUUUUUUAGACUACUAUUCCCAUCAUCCCUGACUUGUUAGCUAGGUCCUGAUGGGAGUUGUAGUCCAAAAAAAGCGAUUGGAUGGGAAACAGAAUUUUCGACUUGACCCUGGGGGUGAUCCAUCGGGGGCUGCUGUUCUGUUCUGUUAAAAUUCCUUGGGGGUGAUGGAAGAGCUCAGCGUAGGAAUGAAGGAAAGAAGCAGGAGACCUCAAAGGUGUACUAGGAGCAAAUUUUAUUAAGGCUUCAAGCCUUUGAGCUGCAGUUCACUUCACUUGCCCCUGAAGAAAUCUCUCAAAGAGCUAGCUGGAAACCUCUUUUACGCUGUCUAUUAGUAACUAAUUAUGGCCAGCUUGAGGGCCUUCUGGUAGUUCCCUCACUGCUAGAAGUGACGUUACAGGGAAGCAGGCAGAGGGACUUCUCAAUAAUGGCGCCCACCCUGUGGAACGCCCUCCCAUCAGAUGCCAAGGAGAUAAAUAAUGAUACGACUUUCAGAAGACAUCUGAAGGCAACCCUGUAUUGGGAAGUUUUUAAUGUCCGAUGUUUCGUUGUGUUUAUUCUGUUGGAAGCCACCCAGAGUGACUGGGGCAACCCAGUCCGAUGGGCAGGGCAUAAGUAAUAAAUUCUCAUCAUCAACAUCAUCACGUUUUCCUGCUCGAAAGUCACUUGGAAAAGUG
Messenger RNA from Zootoca vivipara (common lizard), 3033 nucleotides. It is a transcript of the gene TOMM40L, whose product is annotated as translocase of outer mitochondrial membrane 40 like. Gene Ontology annotation, molecular function: transmembrane protein transporter activity. The record is from RefSeq and is a predicted model, not a curated record. Gene Ontology annotation, cellular component: mitochondrial outer membrane. Gene Ontology annotation, biological process: protein import into mitochondrial matrix. Lineage: Eukaryota; Metazoa; Chordata; Lepidosauria; Squamata; Lacertidae.